Magallana angulata is the source of this 706-nucleotide messenger RNA. RefSeq lists its product as uncharacterized. NCBI's taxonomy places the organism in Eukaryota, Metazoa, Mollusca, Bivalvia, Ostreida, Ostreidae. The record is from RefSeq and is a predicted model, not a curated record. The coding region runs from base 127 to 669 and encodes 180 amino acids. The transcript has 6 exons.
GCCGAGUGUAUAGACUAUGUAGCCUGAAAUGCAACUUCUACUUUCGUUUUGAUAUUUUCAAAAAAUCACGUCGUUAUCCGCGGACAUGACGUCACAAAAUACGACGUUAUUACUCAUAAUGCUAAAAUGACGUUUAUCAUAGUUGAACAUGGAGAAAGCGAAAAUCUUAUUCUAAAUCCUGAUUGCACCUGCAAACUUUUUCUUGACUUCAUAAGAGAAAAAUGCAAAGUUGACCCCAAAGACGUGGUUGAUCUGAUUGACGAGAAUGCGUGGGCGUCUGAACUCUUCACCAAGAACCCGAACGAAAAUGUGGUCUCCUUGUUCUCGCCCAGAGGGGUCUACAUCCUGGCAUCCGUUGAAUUGUAUGAGGACAACGCCAUAAAGAAGAUUACCCCUUUGUUACAAGACUGGGAGAAGAAGUAUCAAUUCCUUGAGAGGAAAUUAAAGCAUUGGGAUAAAAAGCAGCAAAAGAUCGCAGAAGAAAAGACAGAAGCGGAGCUGCUGCAGAACGGGGCUCCCAAAGAAAACAAAGAGGGGAAGCUGAACAAAAAGAAGAGCGAGAGAGGACACAGCGCUUCCGGUUCUAGCCGGAAGGAAACGAAGUCCCCCCUGCCUGACGCCACUUCAUCUCCAAAGAAGACCAAGAAAAAACGAAAGGUCAGCACGUGAUUCCCGACCAACCCUUGAUGAAAAUAUUAAUAAAUAA